Monosiga brevicollis MX1 is the source of this 1824-nucleotide messenger RNA. RefSeq lists its product as uncharacterized. The transcript is spliced from 9 exons. Gene Ontology annotation, cellular component: membrane. Gene Ontology annotation, biological process: glycolipid biosynthetic process. Lineage: Eukaryota; Choanoflagellata; Craspedida; Salpingoecidae. Bases 1 to 1824 code for a protein of 607 amino acids. Gene Ontology annotation, molecular function: galactosylceramide sulfotransferase activity. The record is from RefSeq and is a predicted model, not a curated record.
AUGACAGGGCGACUUUGGACCUCACCGGCAGUGGUGGCGCUGCUCGCCAGCUGGGCCAUCACGGCUUCCAUCUUGCUGUUCGUCAUGACCCACAACUGCCAGUCACCCGGCCUGCAUCCAUCCAACGCGCCCGAAUUGCCCCUGGUUCGCCCGGCCAACGCCGGCACCGGCACUGGUGCCGACCGUGGUGCUGCCCUUCAUCCUCGUGCCACAACGCACACACCAGCACCCCUCCGCAGCACGACCAAUGGAGCGCCCGCUGCACAGUGUGCAGACUGGCGGCGCGUGGUCUAUAUUAAGACCCACAAGACGGGGAGCAGCACCUUGACCAACAUUCUCCACCGCUAUGGCGUGGCCAAGAACCUCAAGAUGGCUCUCCCCACGGACAAUGUGUUUUAUGCCUGGCCGCAAGCGGAUCCGCAUCGAAUCAUGCAAAGUGUUGAUACUGUCAACGGGAGCCAGCCCCCAUAUGAUAUGCUUGUGAGCGCACAUGUGCGCUACGUUCCCGAGGCCUUGGAACAUCGCCUGAAAGAGACAGACCGCAUGCUUACCAUCAACAGUUUCGCAUUCGAUCUCGGGUUGACCGAUGACCCGCUGCCUGCACAAGUCACACAGCUGAUCGAGGAGAUGGAGCGAAAGUUUGCCAUGGUCAUGAUCACGGAACACAUGGACGAAAGCCUUUUGCUCCUCAAGCGCCGAAGCGAGCGCAUUCAAAAAAUAAGCUGGGCCGACUGGCGCCUCUACCAACACUUCAACGCCAGCCUCUUUCGCCAAAUCGCUGCGGAACCAGGCUUUGAGCAGGAACUGACCGACUUUCGUGCUAAAAUCAAGGCAGGGCCACAUGCGUUGUUUCACCACUGCCUUUGCCGGUUUCUGCCCAAAGCAACUUCUCGGGCCUCGCCUUACACGAUUCAAUGUGUUUGGCCUGCCAACGCCCAACAGUUUUGGAGCCUCAAGUGCCAGGACUACCAGAUGUGGGAUGAGGAUGCACACCGCGUCCAAUUGGAAGAAAGGACCCUCACCACUGAUCAGCGACAGUGCCACUACAUGUGGCUUGAUAGCAAGGGCUUCGUCAAACACCUCAAGCGGCAGCACGGCUAUCCGAUUGACAAGCUGGAGUGCUGGGCGACGUAUCCUGCCCGCAAGAUUCUGAACCUGGUGACGGACCACCCGGCUGAUGAUGUCAUUAUCAAUCUUUUGGCCCAAUGGUCCAUUACCUCAGGCUCCUCGAUGGUGGUCCCGGCCGAGAGCAAGGCAACGGCACGGGAACAGGGCCUAAUCUAUGCGCCCACAACUACAUGGUGGACCAAGCCCGGACCCCAAAUCUAUGCCGUCCCGGGCCUACGCUACGACCGCCCGUACAUGGAUUCUUGGGUGCCAAGCCUCAUCUUCAUCGCCGUCUUCCGUCACCCCGUCCAAGAGUUUCUCGAUGCUUGGCGUCGGUUGGACAUGCCGGGGCGACUUCAACGCAAGCUGGGGCGCGACAUUUCCCUUGCACAGUUUUUGUUAGACCCGCACCGGUUCCUCGCAGCGCUUACCACGGAUGACUUUGAUGUGCGUUUCCAUCUACUGGAUCGCCAAGCGUAUCGCAUGGGCUUUCCUCGCGAUGCUCCCACCAAAGAAGCAGAGGAGUACAUGAUGAAGCAUCUGUGGUGGUUUGCGCACAUUUUGGUCGCUGAGCACAUUGAUGAGUCAAUGGUUAUGCUGCGCCGCACCAUGUGCUGGCAAGAAGAGACGAUUGCCAUCUUCGAUCGCGAACGGUUUCGGUCCUCGACAACCCUUCGCGUACGUACAAGUCGCUUCUGGCCGCUUUCUCGUCGCUGA